AGCAACACAACAGUCUUCUCUCUCUCUCACUUCACCGUUUAUUUUUUUUUGGACCUUAUGUCCUUAUGCUAUUACUGUGCUCCACCUGCUCAACAGUGUAGAAGUCACAAGUAAGGAAAAAGGAAAACCAAAAGCAGAAGAAGCCAUUUACUUUUUACACUGCUUCUCUGUUUUCUCUCCUCUCACAAACCUAAAUUGUUUCUGAAGAUGCCUAGACCAGGUCCAAGACCUUAUGAAUGUGUUAGAAGAGCAUGGCAUAGUGAAAGACACCAACCCAUGAGAGGUUCUCUCAUUCAAGAAAUUUUCAGAGUUGUCAGUGAGAUUCAUAGCUCAGCAACUAAAAAGAACAAGGAAUGGCAAGAAAAGCUCCCUGUUGUUGUCUUGAAAUCAGAAGAAAUUAUGUACUCCAAAGCCAAUUCUGAGGCUGAAUACAUGGACCUUAAAACACUUUGGGACCGAACUAAUGAUGCCAUUAACACGAUUAUUCGACGUGAUGAGAGUUCUGAAACUGGAGAGCUACUUCCCCCUUGUAUUGAAGCUGCUCUCAAUUUGGGCUGCAUGCCAAGAAGAACGUCGAGAAGCCAACGGAAUAGUCACCCAAGGUGCUACCUUAAUUCUGGCACACAAGAGCAAACCAGUUUAGAGAACAUCACUCAAGGAAAUCAGACAGUUAAUCCACACUGCAUGCCACAUUAUUCCACUUUGAUGAAACCCACAAGCACAGAUGUAGCUCAAAAUCCUGUUGUUCAAAGCAAUAUCGACUCCACUAAAAAACUUCCCUUUGCAUCUGAGAAUGUUCCCCCUUCAAUCAAUAAGCAAUUCUUGCGUUUGGAAAAUUUUCCCAGUUUGAAUUGGUAUGCAGUUUACCCCUUGUUUAAUAUUGAAGAACUACCACAUGGUUUUCAAAAUUUUCCUAACUCAACUUCUAACAGUGUGGAACCUGCCAAGGAAAUUUGUGUUCAGAACUCUUCAGUUAAGAUUGCUCAACCAUAUAUUAAUAUCAGGGAUGCUCCUGAAAUCCCACAUGAUAUUGGGUGCGAUCUAUCGCUUAGGUUGGGACCACUGUCUAUUCCUUCCCCGAGUGUUGAGAAAUUUCAGCUACAACAAGUUAAAAAUGUUGGUUCUAGUUCUCUAGAGGGGAACGAAAUGAGUGAUUUGACACCACAACUGCAUAAACAGUUAAUUUUCUGUUCUAACAACAAUGUUGAUGGCCCAUUAGACAUGUGCUCAAGUCAAUGGAGUGAUGAGGACAAUGUUGAUACAAGAACAAGAAAGCGAAAGGCAGUUUCUAUUCACCAAUUAGAGGAUCAACAUUUUUGGCAGUCAAAGCUUCCAUAUAACCAGUUAACUGGAGGAAUGAAAAGUGCAGGUUCGUAGACCGACUCUUAUUUCAGGAUGUUGAUUCAAGUUCUUGACAUGGCUUAGUGAAUGCGCAUUACUGAAGCUUUUUGUACUCUUGCUGCACUUGGGAGUUUAUGUACGAUUAGUUGCUUGUUUCAGUUUGCAAGAAAUGAGAUGUAAAUAUUAAUCAAGUUCCAACUAGAUGAAGUCAUGGUGAUUUGACUGGAGAAACCCUUAAUCUGAAUGGACAGAAAUGUAUUGUGUCUUGUAUAUUGCUGCUCGUAAAACUUAGAACUUUUGAUGCUAUGAUGCAGGAUCCCAGUUUAGCAUCCUUGCACUUUGAAAACAUAAGGAUAUUCCUAAUGGCUGACUUUAAUUGUUUGCAUCAUGCUAAUUUACAAUUAUCCUGUUCUUUUUGUCUACUGGAUCUUAUCUUUUUGGAGCCAAGUUGAAAAUUUGAUUCGAGUACAAUGUAGUACGGGGAAAAACAA
Molecule: messenger RNA, 1832 nt
Organism: Pistacia vera
Lineage: Eukaryota; Viridiplantae; Streptophyta; Magnoliopsida; Sapindales; Anacardiaceae
Exons: 5
Coding region: 208-1377 (389 amino acids)
Biological process (GO): regulation of DNA-templated transcription
Molecular function (GO): transcription coregulator activity
Source: RefSeq, a predicted model, not a curated record